AUGGCCGGCUGGUCGCUUCGCGGGCUCCCCCAGAGCGCCGGACGCUCCUGGGUCUCCUUGCCAAUUCUCUCGACUUGGACGCUAUCGCUAUACCUUCUAUUGAAUCCUGUGACAGUCACGGCUCAGUCUGCAGCAGACUACUAUGUAAGCUCAUUGCCAGGGGCCCCAGAGGGCCCGCUGCUGAAGAUGCAUGCUGGGCAUAUCGAAGUAGACCCGGAGAACAACGGCCAUCUCUUCUUCUGGCACUACCAGAACCGGCACAUCGCGAAUCGUCAACGCACCGUUAUCUGGUUGAAUGGCGGUCCUGGGUGUAGCUCAAUGGAUGGCGCACUCAUGGAAAUCGGCCCCUAUCGUCUCAAGGACAACGAGACACUUGAAUACAACGAAGGAUCAUGGGACGAAUUCGCAAAUCUUCUUUUCGUUGACCAGCCUGUCGGAACUGGUUUUAGCUUCGUCAACACCAACAGCUACAUCCGUGAACUAGAUGAAAUGGCUAAUCAGUUCAUUACGUUCUUGGAAAAGUGGUUCGCUCUCUUUCCGGAGUAUGAGCGGGACGAUAUUUAUCUCGCUGGAGAGUCCUAUGCCGGUCAAUACAUUCCCUACAUCGCAAAAGCUAUUCAAGACCGGAACGAAAAACCCGGUGGAAGCAAAGCCAUCUGGAGCCUUCGCGGUCUCUUGAUCGGUAAUGGCUGGAUAUCACCUGCUGAACAGUACCCGGCCUACUUGGCUUACGCGUACGAAGAAGGCCUCGUCGAAGAGGGUAGUAAGCUCGGAAACGAGCUCGAAGUUUUACAAUCUGUUUGCAAGUCUAAAAUGGGUACCGGUACUCCAAAAGUGACAAUCAACGACUGUGAGGAGGUUCUGAACAAGUUACUAUCAAAAACCCAUGACUCGAACAACCAAUGCUUGAACAUGUAUGACAUUCGCUUGCGUGACAGCGCCGACUCUUGUGGCAUGUCUUGGCCCCCAGACCUGGUGGAUGUCAAGCCGUAUCUGCAAAUGCCCGAGGUUGUCCUUGCGUUAAAUAUUAACCCAGACAAGCGAUCUGGAUGGGACGAAUGUGCAGGCGAUGUGAGCCGCUCGUUUCGGCCACAGAGAUCCCCGCCCUCAGUCACUCUGCUUCCAGGAUUGCUCGAGUCAGGCGUUGAAAUUCUCCUUUUCAGCGGUGACAGAGAUCUCAUAUGCAACCAUGUCGGUACGGAGCAUCUCAUUAGCAACAUGAAAUGGAAUGGUGGCGCCGGUUUUGAGACAUCGCCGGGUGUCUGGUCGCCACGCCACGACUGGACUUUUGAAGAUGAGCCAGCAGGUUUCUACCAGAGCGCCAGGAACUUGACCUACGUUCUUUUCUACAACGCCAGCCACAUGGUUCCGUUUGACUACCCUAGGCGGAGCCGGGACAUGGUUGACCGUUUUAUGAACGUCGAUAUUGCCAGCAUCGGAGGCUCACCAGCGGACUCGCGCAUUGAUGGCGAGCCGCUCCCCCAAACGUCCGUUGGUGGACACCCAAACAGUACAGUCGCCGAAGAGGAAGAAAAGCAAAAGAUCAAAGAAACCGAAUGGAACGCCUAUGCCAAGUCCGGCGAGGCCGUUCUCGUUGUAGUCAUCAUUGGUGUCUUGGUCUGGGGUUUCUUCAUCUGGCGCAGCCGCCGCCGACACAGUGGCUAUAGCGGGCUGGCACUUAAGGAUUUGAGCUCCACUUCUGUCCUAGAUCGUUUCCACAACAAGCGCACUAAUGGAGCGGACGUUGAGGCUGCUGACUUUGACGAGUCUGAGUUGGAUGAUCUUCACUCGCCAGGUAUGAACAGGGAGCGCUAUGCCGUGGGAGAUGACAGUGACGAGGAGGCAAACCGGCAGCAGCAACAACCUCAGGGAUCCUCAUCUCGAGCUGGGGCUGCGCAGGGAGUCUAG
Aspergillus calidoustus is the source of this 1908-nucleotide messenger RNA. NCBI's taxonomy places the organism in Eukaryota, Fungi, Ascomycota, Eurotiomycetes, Eurotiales, Aspergillaceae. The record is from the annotation of a GenBank genome assembly.